UCUAUUUGAGGAUAAAGUGAUUAAUCAGAAAUUUUAUAGAUUGAUUAAACUCAGAAAUUCCAGACAUAGAAGUUGAACAAUAUCUAUAUAAUAACAAUCUUGAAUACUAUCCAACUUUCCAAUAAGAAGAAUUCAUUUAUUAUUUUUUUAUCUUAUAGAACAUCUCAAAACUAAAAAUGGGACUGGUACUAAAUAGGCUAUUGAUUAAUAAACUAAAAAGCUCGAAGAAUGGAUUUUCAGUUUAAGAAAUAGAAAUGGUUAGAAACUAGUAAGGGAAUUUAAAGUUAAGAAAUAUUUAGAAAAGAAAAGAAAAAGAACUUACAGAAAAAAAUAUCAUUAUUAAGUUAAGGUAAAAAAUGGCAGAUGAAAGAAUGUAAAUUAAAAGAAGGUUUUUUACUUGGAAAUAGGUAUACAAUAGAAUCUAAAAAUAGGCUAUUACAAUGUUAGAUGCAGAUUAAUCUAAGAAAGAAUGGAAUGAUUACUUUAGAAUCAAGGCUUUGUUAUAAUUAAAAGAUAAUUGA
Molecule: messenger RNA, 521 nt
Organism: Paramecium sonneborni
Lineage: Eukaryota; Ciliophora; Oligohymenophorea; Peniculida; Parameciidae
Source: the annotation of a GenBank genome assembly